AGGUGUGGGUCCAGGUCCCAUGCUUGUGCUCUCAGUGAGUGUGCGGGUGGGAAAAGUCUGAGUUGAGAUUUCUGUUUGAGAAGGUAAUUUUAAAAGGAAGAGAACAGUAACCACAUGAUUGUCACAUACUGAACUGUUUCUCCCUGUGAUAAUCCAGAUAUUUUCUUUUUCAGUUCACUGAGUUUAACCAGUAAUGCCAUUCAGUUGCCAAUAUCAAGCAAAGCAAACACAAGCCAGUUUUAAUCUGCUUUUUAAGGAAGGUGGUCGUCCUUUCCACAGUGCCUGACGUGACCGUAUCCGAGUGUGAGUUACAAGCCCAGAGAAGUCACCAUGAAGUUAUAUGUAUUUCUGGUUAACACCGGAACCACCCUAACAUUUGACACUGAACUUACAGUGCAAACUGUUACAGACCUUAAGCAUGCCAUCCACAGCAAGUACAAGAUCGCUAUGCAGCACCAGGUGCUGGUAGUCAACGGCGGCGAGUGCAUGGCUGCGGACAGAAGAGUGUGCACCUACAGCGCGGGGACGGACACAAAUCCAAUAUUUCUUUUUAACAAAGAAAUGAUCUUAUGUGAACUUCCACCUGCUAUUCCUAAAACUACCUUUUCGACAGAAAAUGACAUGGAAAUAAAAGUGGAAGAGUCGCUUAUGAUGCCUGCGGUCUUUCACACUGUUGCUUCCAGGACACAGCUUGCGGUGGAAAUGUAUGAAGUUGCCAAGAAACUUAGCUCCUUCUGUGAAAGUCUGGUCCAUGAUGAACACCUUCAACACCAAGGCUGGGCUGCCAUCAUGGCCAACCUGGAGGACUGCUCAAACUCCUACCAAAAGCUGCUCUUCAAGUUUGAAAAUAUUUAUUCCAAUUAUCUGCAAUCCAUAGAGGACAUCAAGUCAAAACUUACUCAUUUAGGAACUGCAGUUUCAGUAAUGGCCAAGAUCCCGCUGUUGGAGUGCCUGACCAGACAUAGUUACAGGGAAUGUUUGGGAAGACUGGACUCUCUACCUGAACAUGAAGGCUCAGAGAAGGCUGAGCUGAAAACUUCCACUGAACUGGUGCUCUCCCCCGAUAUGCCUGGGACAACUAAUAAAUCCUCAUUAACCUCAUUUCACAAGUCAGUGGAACAUGUAGCCCCAGAUACUACAGAUGCUGAAAGUGGAGGAGAAAUGAGGGAAUCUUGUCAGAGUCCUGCCCAGCAGGAUGAAACUCCAGCAGAUGCUAAAGACAGAGAGCUGCCUUUUUUUAAUGUUUCUUUGUUGGACUGGAUAAAUGUUCAAGAUAGACCCAAUGAUGUGGAAUCAUUAGUUAGAAAGUGCUUUGAUUCAAUGAGCAGGCUCGAUCCAAGGAUUAUUCGACCAUUUAUAGUAGAAUGCCGUCAGACUAUUGCCAAACUUGAUAAUCAGAAUAUGAAAGCCAUCAAAGGGCUGGAGGACCGGCUGUAUGCCCUGGAUCAGAUGAUUGCCAGCUGUGGCCGCCUGGUGAACGAGCAGAAAGAACUGGCUCAGGGAUUUUUAGCUAAUCAGAAGAGAGCUGAAAACUUGAAGGAUGCAUCUGUAUUACCUGACUUAUGCCUGAGUCAUGCAAAUCAGUUGAUGAUUAUGUUGCAAAACCAUAGAAAACUGUUGGAUAUUAAACAGAAGUGUACCACUGCCAAACAAGAACUAGCAACUAACCUGCACGUCAGGCUGAAGUGGUGUUGCUUUGUAAUGCUUCAUGCUGACCAAGAUGGAGAGAAAUUGCAGGCUUUGCUUCGCCUCGUAAUAGAGCUGCUAGAAAGAGUCAGAAUUGUGGAAGCCCUGAGUACAGUCCCCCAGAUGUACUGCUUAGCUGUUGUUGAAGUUGUGAGGAGAAAGAUGUUCAUAAGACACUACAGGGAGUGGGCUGGCGCUUUAGUCAAAGAUGGAAAGCGAUUGUAUGAAGCUGAAAAGUCAAAAAGGGAAACCUUUGGAAAAUUAUUCAGGAAGUCUUUUUUACGAAAUCGCCUGUUUCGGGGAUUGGACUCCUGGCCCUCCUCCUUUUGUACGCAGAAACCUCGAAAGUUUGACUGUGAGCUUCCAGAUAUUUCAUUAAAAGAUUUACAGUUUCUGCAGUCACUUUGUCCUUCAGAAGUCCAGCCAUUCCUCAGGGUCCCCUUACUUUGUGACUUUGAACCUCUGCACCAGCACGUACUUGCUCUACAUGAUUUGGUAAAAGCAGCACAAAGUUUGGAUGAAAUGUCACAGACCAUUACAGACCUACUGAGUGAACAAAAGGCAUCCGGGAGUCAGACAUCCCCACAGUCGACUUCCUCACCAAGAGUCGAAGGUGCAACAGGAAUUACAACUACUACCUCACCAAGAACUCCCCCUCCACUCACUGUGCAGGAUCCCUUGUGUCCUGCAGUAUGCCCCUUAGAAGAAUUGUCUCCAGAUAGCAUUGAUGCACAGACAUUUGAUUUUGAAACUAUCCCCCAUCCCAACAUAGAGCAGACUGUUCACCAAGUUUCCUUAGACUUGGAUUCAUUAGCAGAAAGUCCGGAAUCAGAUUUUAUGUCUGCUGUGAAUGAGUUUGUAAUAGAAGAAAACUUAUCAUCUCCUAAUCCUAUAAGUGAUCCCCAGAGUCCAGAAAUGAUGGUGGAAUCGCUUUACUCGUCAGUUAUCAAUGCAAUAGACAGUAGACGGAUGCAGGACACAAAUCUGUGUGGUAAAGAGGACCCAGGAGGUCGUGUGUCUCUAAAUGUCCAAUUGGAAAAAUGCAGGGUUGUUGCCCAAGACUCGCAGUUCACUAUACAAACCAUCAAGGAAGACCUUUGCCACUUCAGAACCUUUGUACAGAAAGAGCAGUGUGACUUCUCAAACUCUUUAAAGUGUGCAGCAGUAGAAAUAAGAAACAUUAUUGAAAAGAUAAAAUAUUCUGUAGAAAUAACACUAAAUGAAAAACAUCAAAAUGAACUACAGUCUUUAAAAACUGAAUAUGAAGGCAGACUUGAUGCACUAGUAAAAGAGAGUGACGAAAACAAAAACAGAAUUAAAAAGCUUAAAGGAGACCUCGUGUGCCUUGAGGAGGUUCUGCAAAAUAAAGAUAAUGAAUUUGCUUUGGUUAAACAUGAAAAAGAAGCGAUCAUCUGCCUGCAGAAUGAAAAGGACCAGAAGUUGUUAGAGAUGGAAAACGUCAUGCACACUCAGAAUUGUGAAAUUAAGGAACUGAAAGAGUCACGAGAGAGAGUGUUGAAAGACUUUAAGAAGCUCCAUGUUGAAAAUGAUGAAAAGAUCCAGUUGUUGAGGACAGAGCUUGAGAGCUUGGAGCAAAGCCACCUAAAGGAGCUAGAGGACACUCUGCAAGUCAAGCACACCCAGGAGUUCGAGAGAGUUAUGACAGACCACAGAGAUUCUUUGGAGAAAUUAAAAAACGAAAAUCAGCAAAGGAUCGACCAGAUACAGGAGUCUCAUGCCACAGUCAUCCAGGAAAAAGAACGGCAGCUGCAGGAGCUGAAACGGAAGGUUUCUGAUUUGUCAGACAUGCGGUGCAAGCUAGAGGUGGAACUUGCUUUGAAGGAGGCAGAAACGGACGAAAUAAAAAUUUUGCUGGAAGAAAGCAAAGCCCAGCAGAAUGAGACCUUAAAAUCUCUCCUUGAACAAGAGACGGAAAAUUUGAGAGCAGAGAUAAGUAAACUGAACCAGAAGAUUGAGGAUAAUAGUGAAAACCAUCAGGUGGGCUUGGCAGAGCUGAGAACUUUAAUGACCAUUGAAAAAGAUCAGUGCAUCUCAGAGUUAAUUAGUAGGCACGAGGAGGAAUCUAAUGCGCUGAAGGCUGAACUGAGCCAGGUAACAGCCUUGCACCACCAAGCCUUUGAAGUAGAAAAACACCUGAAGGAAGAAAUAGAGGAACUGCAGAGGAAAUUGGACUCAGCAUUGAGUGCCCUUGAAAAAGGAAAAGAUGAAAAAGCCGCCCAGCAGGAAGAGAGGUACGAAGCCGCCAUCCAGGAACUCGAGAAGGACAGGGAGAAGCUGCGCACGCACCAGGAGCAGGAGCGGCAGGAGCUGCUGCAGCAGCUGAGCUGCGAGAAAGCGGCGGCUAUCGAGAGGGCCCUGCAGGGGUUUCGGCUGGAGAGAGACGCCGUGGAGAGGGAGUUGCUAGAAAAGGUGAAACAUCUUGAGAGUCAAAUAGCAAAAAGUUCUGCCACUGAGUCUGCCAGAGAAGAUUCUUUGAGCCUGGUUGCUGAACUUCAAGAAAAGCUUCAGGAAGAAAAAGCCAAGUUUUUAGAACAGCUUGAAGAGCAGGAGAAGAGGAAGCAGGAGGAGGUGCGGAGCGUGCGCACGGCCUUGAUUGCCGAGCAGCAGACCAAUUUUAACACUGUUUUAACAAGAGAAAAGAUGAGGAAAGAAAACAUCAUUAACGACCUCAGCGACAAGUUGAAAAGCACGAUGCAGCAGCAAGAGCGAGAUAAAGAUCUGAUCGAGUCGCUGUCCGAGGACCGCGCCCGCCUGCUGGAGGAGAAGCGGCGGCUGGAGGAGGAGGUGAGCAAGCUGCGCGGGAGCAGCUUCGCUCCGCCCCCGGGUGUGGCCGCGGCCCCCGAGCUUUAUGGAGCAUGUGCCCCUGAACUCCCAGGCGACGCCGAGAAGUCGGCCCUGGAGACCCCAGACGAAGGCAGAGUGGACUCGACCCUGGAGACGAGCAUGAUGUCCGUCCAAGAAAAUAUCCACAUGCUGUCUGAGGAGCAGCAGAGAAUCAUGCUGUUAGAACGGACGUUACAGUUGAAAGAAGAAGAGAACAAGCGGCUAAGCCAGAGACUGAUGUCUCAGAGCAUGUCUUCGGUAUCCUCCAGGCAUUCCGAAAAGAUAGCUAUUAGAGAUUUCCAGGUGGGAGAUCUGGUCCUAAUCAUCCUGGACGAGCGCCACGACAAUUACGUGCUGUUCACUGUGAGUCCCACCUUGUAUUUCCUGCAUUCAGAGUCUUUGCCUGCCCUGGACCUCAAACCAGGUGAGGGUGCUUCAGGUGUGUCUAGAAGACCCUGGGUGCUUGGAAAAGUAAUGGAAAAGGAGUACUGUCAAGCCAAAAAGGCACAAAACAGAUUUAAAGUUCCUUUGGGAACAAAGUUUUACAGAGUAAAAGCUGUGUCAUGGAAUAAGAAAGUAUAACUUAUGGAAGAAAUCAGUACGUCCUGUGACAUUUUCCUGACGUAUCCUACAGUGUUCAUUCAUCACUCCACAAACUGCAAGCCAUCUUUUUAUACAAAAGUCACCGAGACCAUGUGCUUCCUGGGCGUCCGUCACCUUUCUAACUGGCUACAUACACUUUAGGAACAAUAAACUCAGCAAGACCCUUGGCUGAAUUAAAAUGGUUUUGGUUUUGUUUUGUUUUUAUCCAAAUAACUAGAAAUAUGGACCAAACUAGUUCAUUUCUCAAAGGGCAUACCCUGUGCAUUGUGGCUCAUGAUUAGCCAUGUUAAUUGCCUGUUACAGAUACAUUAGCUUGAACUUAGGUAGUAAAUGUUAGUUGUUAUUACCAGCAUUUGUCCUUUUGUGAAAUCAGCAUCAAAAACUUGCACUCUUAAUACAUUCUUUAUAAAAUGUAUAAAUUCUUCAAAACUAUUUAAAGAAAGGGGUGUUUACUGCAUGCAGAUAAUCAUAAUUUUGAGUUUGCCUCUGUAGAUUACUAAAGCAGAUUGUUUCAUUUAUUUUUUUUAAAUGCCCUUUGAUGUUUCAAAACAAAAAGGAACUCGAUUUGAUGGAUUGAUUUUUAAGAUCAGCCAUAAUUCGCAGUCUUUACAGGCACUUUCAGCAGACUGGUCACCUGGGUUCUCACGGGAAGAGCCUGCCGCUGACGCGGCGCUGCAGCCUUCCUGAUGACUGUUCUGUCUGGAAUAACCCAUCGAUGAAAUUACAAUUCAUGGUUGUUUCAGAAAAACAUAUUCAUUGUACAGUAACCAUUUAGAGGUCAUUUAAAUAAUAAAAUACUGUAUUGUAAAACAUGUAGAAUUUUAAACAAUAAAGAUUUGAACCUGUAAAUGUGUGUGCCUUUUAAGGAGGGUACAUUUUAAUAUAUUUGAGUGAGUGCUGGGGUGUGGGAAAACUUGUUCUGUAUUAUAUCAAAAGAAACAUGUUAAUUUCAGAAAUGUUCUUUAAUUAUAUUCUAUGUAACAGGGUAAAACAGUGUUAUGUAGAUCAGAACCGUGUAACCUGGAUCUUUUAGACAGAUGCCGUGGAGCGAAGGUAUUUAAUGAGUUAGUUGAGUUGGAUGCGACUUGUUUCAGGUUGUUGCUAGAAAACAAGAAAAUGAUUUCCCCCCCCAGAAAAUAUUUAAUUUCUUCAUAAAAAUAAGUUAAAUAUUUUUUUAAAUAUGUAUGUCUAACAGUACAGAAAAUGGAAAAACGCCGUGGUGUGUAGAAAAUGGAACCUGACAUACUGAUGAAUAAAUGAACACGUGACUUCA
Molecule: messenger RNA, 6406 nt
Organism: Miniopterus natalensis
Lineage: Eukaryota; Metazoa; Chordata; Mammalia; Chiroptera; Miniopteridae
Gene: RB1CC1
Product: RB1 inducible coiled-coil 1
Biological process (GO): piecemeal microautophagy of the nucleus; autophagy of mitochondrion; autophagosome assembly
Cellular component (GO): phagophore assembly site membrane; Atg1/ULK1 kinase complex
Molecular function (GO): molecular adaptor activity; protein kinase binding
Source: RefSeq, a predicted model, not a curated record